CGAACACCUGUUUGUGUUAUGAAAACAAACAAACACACGUGCGCAAACAAAACAAACAAACGCACGUUGGACUUAUCAUUGUCAAAAGUUUUUUUUUAAACAAAAUUUAAUAUGGAAUUGUUUGCGGUUAAUAGGUUUGAUGAAAAUAAGCUCAGCGUCGAAGAUGAAGCCGAACAAGAAACGUUGAUUUUACAUCGUCUUCAAUCGCGCAAAAGCAAAGCUAAGCGGAUAGAACAACCACCUCAAGAACUAGAGAGCAACCAAGUUGACAGUAAUGGGUUGAAUGAAGAGGUAACUCAACUAGUUGAACCGGAAGAAUUAUUUGAAGAGGAACUUCCUGUUCCAAGUGAGGACACGGAUGAUGUCGUCAAGCAUGAUUCCUUGCGCGAGGACGAACCAUCCAAAUUUGUCGUUCUAGGCGAUAACCGUUUCAGAAAACAGAAACAGGUUGAUGAUGUGCUUCCCCCGUGGUUGUCCCAUCCCACCAUCAUUGACAGCGAUCUAAGCAAGAAAGGAAAGUCCAUAAAGAAAAUGUUAUCUCUGGAUGCGCAUUUGCGAAACAAUUUGAAGGAAAUGGGCUACAGAAGACUGUUUCCUGUUCAGGAAACGGUUAUUCCUUGGAUUUUGGAAGCCCAUCGGAAACCGGCCCCAUUCUGGCCCAGGGAUGUGUGUAUAUCAUCACCGACUGGUAGUGGAAAAACUCUUGCCUUUGCAAUUCCGGUCGUUCAACUCCUGAUGAAGAGAAUUUCACCAGCAGUACGGGCAUUGGUUAUCUUACCGGUGAAAGAGUUGGCUGAUCAGGUCUUCGGGGUCUUUGACAAACUUUGCAAAGGCACCAAACUACGCCCUCUAUUGCUAUCCCGUAAGCAAGUUUUCAGCGUUGAACAAACUAAGUUGGUUGAUCAGUUCAAUGGAGAAUACAUAUCCAAAGUAGACAUAGUGGUGACUACGGCUGGACGAUUGGUGGAGCAUCUGCACUCAACCAAAGGCUUCACGUUAAAGAAUCUUCGUUUUUUGAUCAUUGAUGAAGCGGAUCGUGUGAUGGAUCAAAUUCAAAACGAUUGGUUGUAUCACCUUAAUAAACACGUCAAAGAUGAAUCGGAUGAGUAUCUUCUGGGUAGGGCAGCGGGUCAGCUGUCCCAAACAGAACUUUUCGACAAGCCACGCCAGCCACACAAAUUAUUAUUCUCCGCUACGCUUAGUCAAGAUCCAGAGAAACUUCAAACCUUUAGACUAUUUCAUCCAAAGUUGUUCACUGCCGUGGCAGAUCCUGCGAAACGUUUGGCAGCUCUCGAGAAACAACAUGCCAACAACGACGAAAAGCGUGGUAAAUUUAUUGGACAGUACGCAACACCACUGGAGCUACGCGAGCUUGUAUGUAUGACUCAGUACAAAAUAAAACCGUUGACUUUGUUCGCAUUGCUGAAGGAAAAUAACUACAGACGGUUUCUGUGUUUCACCAAUUCAAUCGAUGCAUCCCAUCGGCUGUCCUUUGUCCUGCAGAAAAUGUUCGGCAAUGAGUUGAUUGUUGAAGAAUGGUCUUCUUCGCUGAACCCAGCCACUAGAAAAGGCGUGCUAAAUCGAUUCGCACUGGGAAAAGUUAACGGAAUUAUUUGUACGGAUGCACUUGCACGAGGAAUUGACAUAGAUGACAUCGAUGUGGUAAUAUCAUAUGAUAUGCCUAGACACAUCAACACUUACAUCCAUCGGAUUGGUCGUACGGGUCGAGCAGGAAACCGAGGAACUUCUAUUACCAUGCUGAUCGAUGAAGAGAGGAAGAAAUUUAAUGGCACACUCGCUGAGGUUGGGAAGAGCGAAUUAGAGACAAUUGAAAUUCAAUCAAAUGCCGAAGAGGUGUAUGCGAUGUUGUACUCGAGCGCACUGAAUGAUCUUCGCGAAGCACUUGAUUUAGAAAAACAGACAAUAAAUAAAAUUCGUAACGGAAUGUCAAUUGCUGGCAUGACCAAAGUCAAUUUGUUGAGCAAGCUGAAAGAUCGGAUUGACAUUGAUCACACAAACUCAACUGAAACAAUAAAAUCGCUGAUACAUCUUCCAAAAGCCUGGACAAAUGAAGCCAUUGAAAAACGAGCUGGCGAAUCCGGAGAAAGAAAAAGGAAACAGAAACGCACGGCUGAAGCUUCCGAAGGUGGUGCAGUCCAAACAGAUGCACCAAAUGCUACUGAAUCAGCAAAGAAACGAAAAGUUAGUGAGGAAGUUUUAUCUGGAGAAAAACGAAAUAAAUCUAAAGCGCGAAACAAGCAGGAACAUAACGCUAACGCAUCACAUAAUGCAAGAUAGGGUAAAACUCAGCGU
Armigeres subalbatus is the source of this 2313-nucleotide messenger RNA. RefSeq names its product probable ATP-dependent RNA helicase Dbp73D (gene Dbp73D). The transcript has 6 exons. Gene Ontology annotation, cellular component: nucleus. The record is from RefSeq and is a predicted model, not a curated record. Gene Ontology annotation, molecular function: nucleic acid binding; ATP binding. Bases 112 to 2298 code for a protein of 728 amino acids. NCBI's taxonomy places the organism in Eukaryota, Metazoa, Arthropoda, Insecta, Diptera, Culicidae.